This is a messenger RNA of Rhipicephalus sanguineus (brown dog tick), 568 nucleotides long. RefSeq lists its product as uncharacterized. NCBI's taxonomy places the organism in Eukaryota, Metazoa, Arthropoda, Arachnida, Ixodida, Ixodidae. The transcript is spliced from 4 exons. The coding region runs from base 1 to 528 and encodes 175 amino acids. The record is from RefSeq and is a predicted model, not a curated record.
AUGGAGCACAUGAUUCACUGCUGCCCUGCUCUGGCCGGUGGACAACGCAAGAUGGUGCGCCGCUAUCGCCUGCUCGGUCUCCCGGCAAUAACUGCUGAUGACUUCCUCUUUCCCGCACACUCCAAGAUACAAGCCCUCCUAGGCCUUCUCGUAGACCACAGACUCGAAGAGCGAACAAAGGCGGCGUUCGCGCGGCUCGAGCGGAUUCCCGUUGUGGUCGGGUGCGUGGAUGGUACGCUCAUCGCCAUCCAGAAGCCCCAUGGCCUGAGCUCCGCGGACACGACGCAUUACAUGUCGCGGAAGGGAUUCUACGCAUUCAACACCAUGAUCACAUGUGAUGCCGACCUGUGGAUUCUGGAUGUCAGUCCAUGUUUCCUGGGGUCAUGUCAUGACUCAUGGGUAUGGUGGGGGAGCCCUCUCCGUCAGCACCUGGAAGCAAAACUGCGGCUUGCUUGGAGACUCCAGCUAUCCAUUAGAACCGUGCCUCCUGACACCAGUGCCCGGACGACCAGCUCCUGGCACCCCUGAGAACUACUACAACAAGGCCCACACCGCCAUGCGCACUGUU